AUGCGUGCUCUGUGUUCGGUUCGCGGGCCGCUUGGCGGGGACACGCGCGCGCUCGGCGCCGGCGCGCGCCUUUUGUCCCUACAUAUGCCCGGCCAGCCUCAACCGCUUCAUUUUGUCGUCGAAGCGAAAGCGAGAGUCAAAGAACUGAAAUCUUUGGCGAAUUCUCAUGCCCAGCUACAAGGCAUGACCGACACGGAACUCUUCGGAUUAGCCAUUAUGCAAAAUGGAGAGUACUUGUUUGUUGAUUUGGAGAGUAAACUAUCAAAAUAUGCACCAAAGAGUUGGAGAUCAUCCCAUACACAUGGCUUGGACGCCAAUGGAAAGCCGCUGCUUGAAUUACACUUAGUUGUUCAGUUUCACGUAGAGAGUCCAUUGCUUUUACACGACGAAAUUGGACGCCAUUUAUAUUUUCUACAAUUACUUCACAAUUUACGUACAAGAGACGGAUUACCAACAGAGAUACUAUUACUACUCAUCGGGUUGGCAUUACAAGCGAAGUAUGGAGAUGCUGAGGCGUACGAAGAUGAAGAUUAUUUCAAAUUGGAAGACUACGCUCCUAAUUCUCUAAGCGGCGAUUGGGUAAAUGCUGCAAUUCGCGCCUGUCAUCAAGAACACCACGGUUUAUCAAAAGCAGACGCUGAAACUAGAUUUAUACGUGAAGUUUGUUUACUUCCAGAUACAAUUAAUUCUCAUAGAUAUCGCUUAAAACAAGCUAAAAAUGAGUUGGAACCCGGGACUGUUUGGUUACUUGUAACUGCAAAAGGAAUUAAAAUACUACCAGACUGCGGACCAGUUUCAAAUUUUGUAUGGAGUUCAAUAGGUAAAUUAAGUUUCGAUCGCAAGAAAUUUGAAAUACGAACUGAACAGGAAAAAAUGACGUUGUAUUCUUCUAGUGAGGAAAAAUGCAAGUAUUUGUUCGCACUUUGUAAAGAAACACAUCAAUUUUCAAUGAAGAUUUCAUCAAAACUUAACGAAAUUUUGAGAAAAGAAGAAGAAGAACGUAAAAUAUGUUACGGAUACUCAAAAUCAUUAAAUUUACAAUUUUGGAAAAAUAAAAAUGAGCAAAGAAUAUCCCUUAUAUCGUCCACUAGUUCUAACACGACUUCAGGAAUUGUAAGCGACAGAGUACAGUCAGAAGACGAAUUAGAAAUAAUGAUAGACUCACCUCCAGCACCUUCCACUGAAAGUUUGGCAUUCGCUCAUUUAUUAGAUUGUUCAAACUCAUACCUUAUAAGGCACAUUUCACAAGAUAAUCAACCACUCAAAAAAACAUCAUCCUUACAAAUCCAGAAGUCAAAAGUUCGAAUAAAAAAAGGUAGGGAACAAGGGGAAAGUUCAUCUAACAAUGAAAUAUCGUUACAUAGACAAAACUCUACAAGUCAGGAAGAAAGUCUAUCUUUAACAGAUCAAAGUCCCAACGAAACCUUAUGCGACAGCCCUGUUUCUGGAAAAAUUAAAUGUCCAGGCUCGCAAUGUUCUUCAUCUUGUAGCACAGUUAUAAUGAAUCGAGCGGGUUUUAGUACGCUAAGCAGAGCGUCUAAUGGAAGCAGUUUAGAACUAAGUUAUAGCCAUACGGCUCAAAAUUCAAUGAUUAGUGAUAAUAGCACGGUUGGUAUAGAUGCCGAAUACACUCAAGACACAGCUUCCGCUUUGUAUGAUGGAUUAGGUCAACCAGUAACGGUUGCUGCGUCCAGUGAAACAAGCGGAGUUUAUACAAUGGGUAGCUCUGAGCUAACCGCUCGGUCGAAGGCUUACACCUUGUCUGAAGACAGUAGAACUGAAUAUGGGAGCUCGCAUUAUGAUAGCUACAAAACACCAAAAGAAAAUGACCUUGCUGACUUCGAUAGUGUUUCUUCCAUACUUAAAAACAAGUCGGAAAGAGCAGCUAUAUCAUCUGGUACUUUACGACUGCAAGGAUCCCUACCUAAUGCAGAUUGUGUUGACGGUGUAACUCAGUUUGUUAACCAAAACUGUGGGGAGAAGGAUAGUAUGUUUCGCGAACGGGCCAAUUCUAAUGUGAGCGCUGUUUCUUUUCAUGGCGACGGAAGUGAUCCAACGGACAAUAAACAUAAUUUGCUUAGUGCGAGUGAGCUAAGUGACCUGAUCGUAGGGCGAGGCGUAUACCCAAAAAGUCAGUCAGUGAGUGACACAUUUGAUUCCGUAUCUGAUUACGUUAGAUUGCCUCUGCCAUUUUCUGGUGACAGUUAUCUUCAAGGACACGAGGAUACUGCUCCAUCAGAUGAAAAUUACCUUAACAAUUCCUUCUUCGACCGGCCCCCAACGCCACCAACAAGAAUUGAUAGCCAUAAAUCACAUAAUUUAUCAUUGCCAAAUAUUUUAGAAAUUGAUAGAAGCGUACCAAUACCGCCAAGGUUUCCAGAAAAACCUCCACCCCCUUAUGAAUACAAUCAUAAGACUCUUUCAUUAAAUAGUACCACAUCUAUAAAACCACCGCCUGCCUAUCCUGGAACGACAUCGAUUUGUAAAAAUCAGUCUGGUGGAAAAGAAGAAGUAGCAGCUAGAGUAGUAACCUCUAAACCAAUGAUAACUAUCCUAAAAGCAGAGGCGGGUGAAGUUAAUGCUUCAAGCGAACGGACAUUUGCAAGUCCUAUGAUAUUAGAACACAGAUUCCAGAAAUCUAAGAGACAUCAAGCAUCUAGUCGCAGAGCCGAAAGGUCAAAAUUAGCGCAGGGCAUUAGCAAUAGUUUGUCACCUUCGCGAGAUAUGCCCCUUCAUGGGGUUGAUUCAAACGUAUUCGUGGCUAUGAUGAAACUGCCUCCACCUCCGCCACCACCAAGACAUAUUAGACUUCCUCCGCCACCACCAACGACUCGUCUUCCUCCACCUCCUCCGCCACAAAAUCCCAUAUUCCAUCAACAAUUGUAUAGUGACGUAGACUACGUUUACUAUCCACUGCAAGAUCCAGCAGUGUCACAACAAAACUACCUCGACCAUAAACUAACAGAGUCUCGUAUAUCAAAUAUCCAUAAAAGUAGCCUUCAAUAUAGAAGUACCCCAUAUUUGUCAACUUCGUUAUCGGCGUCAUCAACAUAUGGAUCGAUUCAGAAUCUGUCAGAUUCUUAUAUUCAAAUACCAGGUGUGAGAACCAGCUGGUAUUCAAUGACAAGCAGAACGUCUGUCAGCAACCAUUCCAUAAAUCUGGAACGACCACCACUGCAAUCUGGUAUUACAGGGGUUGCUAGUUUCUCAAAAACAAAAUCUCAUGAGAAUAUUUUAACCGUCAAAAAUCCGCAACCGGUGAAAUUGAGACGAAUGCCGCCCCCUCCACCACCUCCUUAUGAAUAUAAGAAGAAAUUGCCUACACAUUUAAGGGAAUCAAAAAUUCCGAAUUAUAAUAUUAAUUUCAAAAGUGAUACAGUGGUAUCUAAAAUAAAAGAUUCAAAUUGUGAUCUAGAUAUAAAAACUCUUAGGGAAAAGAGCAAGAAUUUAGACUUGCCCCUUAUAGCGGCGUUGUGUAAUGAUCGUUCAUUGCUAAAACAAACAAAAGCUUUUGGUGCACCGAAGUUAGUGAAACAAACAGGUAGUGACUGUGAAAGUGAACUCAAGUGUACCAAGACUGUCCAAAACACCACCGAUAAUGUAGAUCGUAAGAAUAAACAAGAAAUUAAUUCUAAGAGAACAGUAAUCGGGGCUCAGAAAAAGUUUUUAAUACGUAAUCCAACUGACAAACUACCAGCAUUACCCGGUGCUGAAACUCACACUCCUAGAGCUACGUCUAAUACAUAUGUAAUGCAUCCAAGUGUAGUUGUUAAAAAUAAGAAAAUUCAACCCAAUACGUGA
Messenger RNA from Parnassius mnemosyne (clouded apollo), 3801 nucleotides. The record is from the annotation of a GenBank genome assembly. Lineage: Eukaryota; Metazoa; Arthropoda; Insecta; Lepidoptera; Papilionidae.